AAACUUCGGCUCGACGACAGUCCGGCAGCAACGUGCGAUCGGGUGGAGCCAGAGAGAACAAAGUGCGAUGCCUGGUGAAUAUUAUCUUGGUAGCAGUAUCUGAGAAAGUGUACAUAUCGAAGCUCAUUAUGCCAUUCAUUGGAAACCUCGAGUUUGAGGCACAGAUGGAAAACGAACAGCGUCCUGACCUGUUUUCGGAGACAUAUCAGUAUGAGAUGCUGCUCAGAGAGGCCUUCUCAGACUACUCUAGCUACUUCUACAAGAACUUCACCAGCAGAUCCUCAUCCGCCUCCUCAGCCUCAGGAUCCUUCGCCACAUCGCCGACCAAUGAAAAUGUAUCGAGCUGUGACGAUGAUGCAGAUGGGCUGCUUCUGUUCGACAAGUCUUUCGCAAUCUACCAUUGGAGAUUCACAUGUAAAGUGCUGCCCUAUAUAGCAGGAGGAUGCCACGAAAGCGUCGAUGCGUUCCGCAGAGCAAUAAAGUUCUAUCUAGACCAAAUCUCCAGGCAGCUCAUGUGCAGUAAAGAGAAAUUUAAUCUGACGGUUGAAAUGGAAAGCUACAGGGAGGAAUCGUGGAAUGAAGUGAUGAGACUGCAUCGUCAGUUGAAAUCGUACCAACUUUGCCUCAGAAACGUCACAAGUUUCACUCGACAAGUGCUGGAAGAUCUGUCAAUAUGCACGUUGACUAAAGUGCAAAGUGUGGAAAAGUUUUUUUGUAGCAUUAAAUCAACUCAUACUCUGAUUGCAAUUCAUGACAAGUAUUUGAAUCCCUCGGAGUUUGAGACUCAUGUGAACAAUCAACCUGCGUGCUACCUGGUCAACAAGCGACUUCUCACCAAUGAGCCGAAUGUUCUAAAAGAUCUGCUGUUGGCUAUUGUGAAUAUCAAGCGAAAACAUCGAGAUCUUUCGGGUGAUUGCACGAUGAGUCGAGGGAGUAAUUCGUCUAGUGAGAAAGCUGAUUGCGUGCGAAACCGUUGUCAGCGUUUGAAUUAUGCUUUACCAUCACUGACAACGACUCUGGACUCUCAACCGUUAAUGUUUCUGGGUCAGAAUGCUAAGUUGUGUUCUACUUUAAAGUCGACCCCGGAUGUCGGAGGCUACUCGACCGUGGACACUCCUACUAUAACCCCAUUUGAUACGGCCACAGGAACUGAUAGUACGGAUUCUAAAUCAAGCUCUAUGGAAAGAGUCUAUUUUCAAAACUCAGAUGCAUACUUGUUAAUUCUGAAUCCGAACCACAUCAGCAAAUGGACAAGGUUGUUUGAAAACGAUAAACCGCAAAAUUGUGAUCACAAUUUAACAGUAUUGCCUCCAUUCUACUCUUUCCUUCCCGAACUGACUUCCCUGAAGUACGAAGAAUCACCGACGCCGGAAGCGAAUGCCGAAGAACGGCGCGAAAGCCGGCAAAUAUUUAAUUUGGAAGAAGAUGACGAAUCUGCUCAUGUGCGUGGAAUCCCUCGAGCUGAACAGAUAAUGGAGGACGAUGAAAUGAUUUUAGUUUCGUUUUCAAGCGCUGUGGCAGAAUCUGUUCUGAAUAUCCCCGAGUUCAAAACAGUGGCAGUCAAAGCGUCACAAGUGCCGAGGUAUAAGUCAACGAGAGCCGAGUUUGAGUCGUUGUAUCACUCGCCAAUCGUUGUCGAAUCGGAAAGAGACAAUGGAGAGUCGAUUGCAGAAGAAGACGACGGCGAAGCGAGUAGUGUUGGAAGUGGGACGAUGGAGAACCUAUGUGACGAUAUGGGUUCCAUGGUAGUUCUUGAUCGACCGAUUGUGCUGGGCUUGUUAGAGGAGAUUGUGGAUCAUCUGGACAGUGCAGUUAAAGUGGUGAACUUGUACAUGGAAGGCUAUGAAAAUAGACACAAAUCGCCACUAAACAAACACUCUAAACAGUCGGGAGACACUCUUUUCAGCCACUGUGCCAAGUACCUCAACAUUCUAACGGUGAUGGCGGUGCAGUAUGCCAGAGACAUCUCCUUCAUCAUUCCAGAAAGUGCAAAUUCGGAACCAAGAAGGAAGUUUAGUAGUCUGUGCCUGAAGUUGGCUCAUGUGUUGAUGCAUUAUGUAAUGAGUGUGCUAAAUAUGGGAGCGGGGCAGAGAUCAAAGCAGAACUCAGUAGUGACUGCGUUCUUGAAACUGGUUGCUGGUGAAUCGAUAUCUCAGUUCUUCACGAGUGACGAAAGAGAUAACUUCAAAGAAGAGGCCAAGAAGAUGUUCAACAGCAUCUUCAUCCAGCAGUCAUCCCAACCAUCCCAGACUCAUUCCUCGUCCCGAGGAAGACUAACGCCUUCGAAGAGUAGCAGCAUCGAGUUCAGUAACAAAAGGACUCGCAGGGACGCCCGAAAGUUGAAAUCUGUGGCGAAGAGCGGGGUCCACUUCCACAAUGGACACAAUACACCAGAUGAAAGCCUGUACGAUGCAACGGACUCAGUUACGCCUCAGUCGAUGUCCAAUUUGCAAUCGAAAAGCUGCCAGAAUUUUGAUUUGUUAGACAGUUUUAGUGCGAUGACUUCAUCGAAUAUGACAGUUGUCGAGGAUAAUAAUAAUGUGGUGAGUCAGCAUGGCGACGCGCUGUCUAAUGAUGUAGAGGAUGAUUAUUGGAGUUCAUCUUCAGAAGAAGACCGGUCUGGAAUUAUUCGACCUGUAAUGAGCAAAAUGGCGAAGAAUCGAGAGGAACGAAAUGCGAACAUUAAGAUCAAAAUCAACCAGUUGGAAGAGCAGCUUAAACUGAAAUGUGCGGCAACCACUGGCCGAGAAGUGAAUAAGCCGACGAAGAAUCUAUCUGCUAGAAUAUUAGGAAUCUACGUUAACUUUGAGUUCAAAACAGGGCGUUAUCUUCCCAAGAGUUUGAAUAGAGUGAGCGAGGCUAUCAAAAAAGGGAGCGAUGUUUCAAUGGCGGUGAAGGACGUUUGUUUCGAUCGCACGAAAGAGGUAACAGAACCCAUUGAAAAGAGAAAAGUAAAAGAGUACAUUCAAGAGCUACCAACACAUACGCAAACUGAGUUUGAAAAUAGUAUAACAGAAGUUGAGAAUUUGAUGAAGCUUAAAAGUUGCGAACAUGUAGUAACUUUCUAUGGUGUGGCCAUUAGUCCAGGUCAUGUUUAUAUUUGUAUGGAGUUGUUUGAGCAGUCUCUGAAGACGCUUGCAAAAACAAGACACCACGAGAACACUUUUUCGCCGAUGGAUUUUAGAAUUAUUUUCAAACAAAUUGUGCAAGCUUUAAAAUAUAUUCAUUCCAGAGACGUAAUUCACAUGGAUAUAAAAGCGGAAAACAUUUUCCUGAAAGAAGUGAUUGGGAAUGAACAUAAUUAUUACUUAGCGAAGCUUGGAGACUUCGGUCUGACUGUCAAAGAUGGCCGUACGCCUGUCGGUUAUGGAACACCUGGUUUCUUCGCACUUGAGCUCUUCGUAAAUAGUAAAGAAGCCUCGACAAAAUGUGACAUUUGGAGCUUGGGUUGUACAGUGUUGCAAGUGUUUUGCAACGAAUCGAACCCACUUCGCUUCCUGGCACUCGGUCGUGUUUUGUCUCCAGAAGAAGAAGCCGAAGAGUGGAAUCUAGGUUGUGAUGCGAGUACUAUGUUCGCAAUGCAACUGUACCAAACUAGAGAAGUUCGCCUGCCGCAACCUGAUCCUCGAAGAGGCAUCACACAUGACUGUGUUGAUUUCAUAGAGAAGUGUGUACAAUGUGAUCCGAAGAAAAGACCCUCCGCAACUCAAUUAUGCAGUCACGCGUUCGUGUGCUAACAAACAUCACUACAGAGUUUACAAUUGUAUUUUUCUUGCUGCAUAUAUGGUAGUUGGAUCCCACCUAUUGAAAUGAUAUAUUUGAAUUCUUGAAGGAAACAGCACGUGGAUAUGUAAGCGUGUGUUCCUGAACGCUUUUGAAAGUAGUGGGAUCCAUUUUCCAUUAUUUUCUAGGAACCCAACUAUCAUACCUGUUCUUCUUUCGAUCAGACUUUGCUGGAAAAACGUCAAUAAUGUCGAAUGAUUGAGUUCAAUUUAACGGUUGCUAAUAAAGCGGUUGCAAUUUAACGGUUCAAAUUUAUUUGCAUUUCCGUAA
Molecule: messenger RNA, 4053 nt
Organism: Symsagittifera roscoffensis
Lineage: Eukaryota; Metazoa; Xenacoelomorpha; Acoela; Convolutidae
Exons: 8
Coding region: 129-3737 (1202 amino acids)
Biological process (GO): protein phosphorylation
Molecular function (GO): protein kinase activity; ATP binding
Source: RefSeq, a predicted model, not a curated record